Argentina anserina (silverweed cinquefoil) is the source of this 2734-nucleotide messenger RNA. Its product is annotated as phosphatidylinositol 4-phosphate 5-kinase 6-like. The transcript has 8 exons. Lineage: Eukaryota; Viridiplantae; Streptophyta; Magnoliopsida; Rosales; Rosaceae. The coding region runs from base 251 to 2512 and encodes 753 amino acids. Gene Ontology annotation, molecular function: 1-phosphatidylinositol-4-phosphate 5-kinase activity; ATP binding. Gene Ontology annotation, biological process: phosphatidylinositol phosphate biosynthetic process. The record is from RefSeq and is a predicted model, not a curated record. Gene Ontology annotation, cellular component: plasma membrane.
ACAAACCCCAGAUUUGCUAAUUUGUUUUCUUGUCUUGUCUUUCUGGUUUUGCAUUGAUUUCUCCCUUCUGGGUUUGUCCCAGAAAUGGUCACUUCCUUCUGGGUUUGCAGCAUAUGAUGCAUUGUCUGCAGAAGAAGAGGUACCGAGAACGUUAGACACAGAAGAAGAAGAAAAAGAGGGUGUGAUUUCAUUUGAUGGAGGAAGGUGGAUAGAGGCAAGAGGAAUGUGAGAGGGAAGGUGUAGGGUGAUAAUGAGCAAAGAGUUGAGAUUCUUUGUCAAUGCCUGCAAAGCAACAGUGCGCAAAACACAUAUAGGAGGAAAGAAGAGGGCGAACCCUUUAUUCACAACAAUGUCUGUAGCCCCUGCAGAUGAUGAGCCAGCUGAAACCUAUAAUGCCGAGAAGGUUCUAGCCAAUGGUGACUUCUACACAGGUCAAUGGCUUGAUAGCUAUGCACAUGGGCAAGGCAAGUACCUGUGGACAGAUGGGUGCAUGUACGUUGGAGAAUGGCAUAAGGGUAAGACAGCAGGGAAGGGAAAGUUCAGCUGGCCAUCUGGUGCUACUUAUGAAGGAGACUUCAAAAAUGGGUUCAUGGAUGGUAAGGGGACUUAUACUGGUUCAUUUGGGGAAACAUAUAGAGGUUCAUGGGUGAUGAAUCUGAGAUAUGGGCAGGGGAGUAAGAGCUUUGUCAAUGGGGAUCACUAUGAGGGCGAAUGGCGCCGAGGAUUGCAGGACGGUCAGGGGAGGUAUCAGUGGAGGAAUGGGAACCAUUACAUUGGCCAAUGGAAGAGUGGGAUGAUUCAUGGGAGUGGGACUAUGAUUUGGAACAAUGGGAAUAGGUAUGAUGGGUCUUGGGAAGAAGGGUUGCCUAAAGGAAAUGGCACAUUUAGGUGGGCUGAUGGGAGUUUCUAUGUGGGUGUUUGGAGUAAGGAGAGUAAGGAUCAGAGUGGGACUUAUUAUCCAGCUGGUUCUUCUGGUGGUCAUGUGGAUUGGGAUCCUCAGGAGGUGUUUGCAGUGGACUUGAAUGAUUGUAAGGUGUGUCCGCUGGAGACUAUUUCGGUUUUCCCGUCACAGAAGAUGCUGAAUUGGCCUGGAUUGGAAGGGGAGUUUAUGAACAAGCCGCCUAUUUAUAAGAAUGGAAGCGAUGGGAAUAUGAGGCCUAGGCGAUCGUCUGAUGCGAGGGGGAGUAAUGUUAGCAGAGGAUCCAAUUGUGAUAGCAAUUUUGAUGGAAAUGUUGAGUUCGGUGGUUCGGUUGCUAGAAACAGAUUUGCAGUUCAGCCAACAAAGAAGCAAGGGGUCACAAUAUCUAAAGGACAUAAAAAUUAUGAGCUUAUGCUUAAUCUGCAGUUGGGGAUCAGGCAUUCUGUUGGAAGGCCAGCUCCGACUACAUCCCUUGAUCUGAAGACUUCAGCAUUUGAUCCCAGGGAAAAAGUUUGGACGAAGUUCCCCCCAGAUGGAUCCAAGUAUACUCCACCUCACCAGUCGAGUGACUUUAAAUGGAAGGAUUACUGCCCUGUGGUGUUCAGGACUCUGAGGAAACUGUUUAAGGUCGAUCCAGCAGACUACAUGAUAUCACUAUGUGGAAAUGAUGCCCUUCGAGAACUCUCAUCCCCCGGAAAGAGUGGCAGCUUCUUUUACUUGACCAAUGAUGACCGUUACAUGAUAAAGACCAUGAAGAAAGCAGAAGUAAAAGUUCUUCUGAGAAUGCUUCCUGCUUACUAUAAUCAUGUUCGAGCGUUUGAGAAUACUCUGGUGACAAAGUUUUUUGGUCUUCAUUGUGUAAAACUAACUGGACCUACCCAAAAGAAGGUUCGUUUUGUCAUAAUGGGGAAUCUAUUUUGCUCCGAGUAUGCCAUUCACAGAAGAUUUGAUUUGAAAGGCUCUUCCCUUGGCCGUACAACCGAUAAACCUGCAGCACAAAUUGAUGCAACAACAACUCUUAAAGAUCUUGAUCUUAAUUAUAUAUUUAGGUUACAGAAGGUUUGGUUUCAAGAAUUUUGCAGGCAAGUGGACAGAGAUUGCGACUUCCUUGAACAGGAAAGAAUAAUGGACUACAGUCUUUUAAUUGGUCUUCACUUCCGAGAAGCUUCAGCCAACGAUCCCCUUGCAACUCCGGAUCGUACUUCUGGACUUCUCACUCCAUCUGGACAUAGUGACCCUGACCUUGAUGGAGCUGCUCGAGUUUCUACGGGUGAAAUGGAUCGGCUUCUUUCUGACCCAAACAGGUGGGCUUCUAUUAGAUUAGGUAUUAAUAUGCCAGCAUGGGCGGAAAAGACUCUGAGAAAACCUGAUAGUGAGGCACAGUUGGUCGGAGAACCAACGGGAGAGUUGUAUGAUGUCAUCCUGUUUUUUGGUAUCAUUGACAUACUACAGGAUUACGAUAUCAGCAAAAAGCUUGAACAUGCCUACAAGUCAUUCCAAUAUGAUCCAACUUCAAUCUCCGCUGUUGAUCCAAAGCAGUACUCUAGACGCUUCCGUGCUUUCAUCUUCAGAGUUUUUGUAGAAGACACAUGACGACGGUGUAGUCUGACCCAAAAUUUUAACUUCAAGUGCAGGCAGCCAUCUAUGUAUAGUCGGGUAUUUAAUGGAAAUGACAAUGCUUACUAGCAGGAUCAUGAAUGUGAUCACUAAUAUCACCAUUCAAGAUCAAAUAGAGGCCGCUAGGGGAAAAAGAUUUUGCAUAUUUGUUGUUGCAUUUCUCCCCAGAAUCAAAAUCUAUAAUUUAUAGUCACAGAU